GAUUUUAAGUUUUACAUUGUCUUGAGCUUCACUUCUGCAGGAUUUGUAUUUCACAUAGAUGUGAACAACAAGUUCUCAUAUCUUUAGAACCAAUGAAUACCAAGGUUAAGUGUAAAAAAUGCUUUGUGAUUAUGCUGAACAUAUUUGUUUUUACUUCAGUGGGAUGAUCAAUGAAAAGUUUACGCUUUAUUUUUGAGCUUUAAAACAGUUUGGUUUUUUGUACAGAAAAUAUGGAACAUAUUAUUAGAGAAUUUUAUAAAUUAAUAUAUUGUGGCAUCAUUAAUAUGUCACAAUAAUUUGACACUAUACUUUUGAUCUCCUAAAUUUCUUUAUUACAUGGCAGUCAUGCAGCCAAUAGCGUGCAGGUAUUGCGAGUCCUGAUGCGACAUUUGACCAAUCAGAGCCCUGAGUCUCAGAAUCAGGUGAACGUCUCCGCCCACCGCCCACUCAUCUGAGUGAAGACGGAACGCUCGCGUCUGAAAGAGAAAUUGAUGGAAGUCGUGUGGUCAAACCAUUAGCUUUUACUUUUUGGACCACUUUACCUGGCCGAGAGGCAGAAGGCAAGCAUCCUUGUGAACGCAGAGCGGGAGGACCUCACAAAGUGUGCGUGGAAAUACAUAUCUGAACUUUUUUCUGUUUUGUCACGGCUCUGACCAUUGGCAGUGAUGGUGUUCUGUGAGUUCACAUCCACAGCUGCACAGCUGUAUGACAAGUGGAUCAAAGAUGCAGACCCCAGGACAAAAGACUGGCUGCUCAUGUCCUCGCCGCUCCCACAAACACUUAUUAUUGUAUUUUACAUCUACUUUGUGAUGUCACUGGGGCCCAGAUUAAUGGAGAACAGGAAACCGUUUGAUCUGAAGCGGGUUCUUGUCAUCUAUAAUUUCAGCGUUGUGGCUUAUUCUCUUUACAUGUGUUAUGAGUUUGUGAUGUCAGGCUGGGGAACAGGGUAUUCAUUCGGCUGUGAGCUGGUAGACUACUCUCGAUCGCCGAAAGCCAUGAGGAUGGCAUGGACUUGCUGGCUCUAUUACUUCUCCAAGUUCAUUGAGAUGUUGGACACAAUUUUCUUUGUACUAAGGAAAAAGCACAAUCAGGUGACCUUCCUACACGUUUACCAUCAUUCCAUCAUGCCUUUCACUUGGUGGUUUGGAGUCCGGUUUUCUCCAGGUGGUUUGGGGACGUUUCACGCCCUUCUAAACUGCAUCGUUCAUGUCAUCAUGUAUACAUAUUAUGGACUGUCAGCUCUGGGCCCUGCCUACCAGAAGUUUUUAUGGUGGAAGAAGCAUUUGACUUCAGUCCAGCUUAUCCAGUUUGUCAUCAUAACCUGUCAUAUUAGCCAGUACUUCUUCAUGAAAGACUGUCCUUACCAGUACCCCAUAUUCAUCUACAUCAUUGCUCUGUAUGGCAUCAUCUUCCUCUUCCUCUUCCUCAACUUCUGGUACCAUGCAUACACAAAAGGCAAAAGGCUUCCUAAAGUCCUGCAAAACUCAACCAUGCAGCAGAACAACAAUGACAUACACCACAAGAAAGAUUAACUGGUGCAGUGUGACUAACCAAUCAGUAGUGACAAUCUACCUAAAACUGCCUUUUGGCUACAUUUUUAUAAGACUCUUUAUAUGUACACCAUAACAUUUAUCUUGAUGCCCUGGGAAAAACGUUACUGUACAGACUGUGUGUUGCAGUCUGGGCUGGAUCUUGCCUUCUGAGCUGGGCAUUUGAGUUGAACUCUGGGUCAUUGCCCUGAGGGCUGCUCCUGUUUCUACUCAUUUUCCUCAUUGUUUUCUGCAUACUGACGUGUUUCCCCUUCCCAUUUAAUGAGAUGUGAAUGAGUCAGAAGCCUCCCAGCUCCUCACUCAUGUUAGUCACAAAAUUUUUAUUGCCAUUUUAGACCUUUUUUUUUUUUUGUGUAUUUAUAUAUUUAUGUCCCUGUUUUUGGCUAUAUCAGUAAAUAAGAUGAAAAGAGUCGGCAACUUUUUCCUCCUCUUUCUUCAUAAAAAGCAGAACUGUGGGGAAAAUUCUACAGUGUACACGAGGUGCUAUCUCCGUAAUGCAUAUUUAUGUCUGUCUUUCACCCUUCACAUGUGACAUCGCGCGAAUGGUAGCUGUACUGCAACUGUCCUUGAAGGAACCGAUGCAUUGUUCUCAUCUUGCUCUGUUGGUGAAGAAGGACAGGAAUUCGGUUACCUUUUUUAUUAUAUAUAUCUUGCCAUCAUGAAUGUCUUGGAUGUUUUUUUCUGGGACAGGAGCUUGCAAUUUUUGUAGAAGGAAAUGUAUUAUGUUAAUUAACUUUUAAAUAUUUAUGAAAAAAAAAUAAAUGCUGUAUUCACUUAUAUUGC
Cyprinus carpio (common carp) is the source of this 2333-nucleotide messenger RNA. Its product is annotated as very long chain fatty acid elongase 7-like. Gene Ontology annotation, molecular function: fatty acid elongase activity. The record is from RefSeq and is a predicted model, not a curated record. Lineage: Eukaryota; Metazoa; Chordata; Actinopteri; Cypriniformes; Cyprinidae. Gene Ontology annotation, cellular component: endoplasmic reticulum; endoplasmic reticulum membrane. Gene Ontology annotation, biological process: sphingolipid biosynthetic process; fatty acid elongation, saturated fatty acid; fatty acid elongation, polyunsaturated fatty acid.